AAAGCACUCACCACCGCCACCACUCUCCACUCUUGCUCUCCGGCAGCCAACGAGACCCCCCCCCCCUCCUCUCUCUCUUCUGCACGCAGACAGUUUGCCCGCUGUCAAAAAGAAAGGAGGGACCGGAACGCCGCCAACAACCACCAUCACCACCACCACCAGCAGCAGCCCAAGACCUACGAGCGUGGCCACCAUGCUGUCGACGAAGAUGACCCACGCAGCAGGGCUCCUCCUGCUCGUGCUGACGGCCUACGUCCAAGCCGACGAGACGCAGCUGGUGCCGGCCACGGGCAAGACGUACCUGGAGACGGCCCUCGAGAGGCUGCAUAGCUACGGCGAGGCGGUCAGCGGCGACAAAGCUGACGGCAUCAUGACCGAGGCCCGCGAGCUCGUGGAGCAAUUCAUGGAGGAGUUCCAGGCGAAGGCGCUGCCCGAGGGUGUCACGACGCACAAGCUCGCCGAGGAAAUGGCCGAGGCGGCCAACGCCAAGCUGGUGCCCAUCCUGCAGGCGGCCAAGGCCGGCAUCGAGCGCGUCACGGCGCACCUGCACGAGUCGGCGCCGCUCAUCAUCAAGGUGCGCGGCUUCAUCGAGUCCAAGCGCGGCGUGAUGUGGGCCUACCUGGCGGCGCUGGCUGAGCGGGCGAAGAAGGCCAAGCUGGACGACACCCUCAAGGGCGUGCGAGAUGGCUUGACGGCCCUCACCUUGUCCAGCAUUGGACUGAUGAAGGAGGUGAAGGAGAUCGCGAGCGCGCCGCCACCCGCUCAAUGAGAAGUCCCCGCCGAGGAGAGUCGGGGUGGUGGUGGUGGUGGUGGGGUCAUGGCAAGCCGUGCGUUGCUGCCAACUCCCGGGGUGGAGAAGGUUUAGUUGGUAGUGGAGCCCUUUCCCUGUUUCUUACGUGCUGCUCUUUAAGACGACAAAAAAAUAUAUACGUGAGGUCAUUUACUGGAGUGUGGGUUGGGGGGCAUUUUUUUUAAUUCUUGCCGUAAAUGCUUCUUCGGGUUGUUUUGUGGGACAGCUUGAAGUGCAGGCGGGGGGAUUGCCCUCCAGAGAUGUUAUCGAGGUCACCUGGGGAAAAAAAAAAUGUUUGAGCGGACUGCCGGGAAAGUUUCGACUGCUUUGAAAUAUUCUUUAAAAGUCUGCGUGAAUCUUUUUUUUUAAUUCAGUUGUCCACAAUUUCACCUUCAUCACGUGUGUGUGUGUCUGUGUGAGGGGGGGGGGGGUCUUUUUUUUUCUUUCGAGUUUGCAUGUUCGAUGAUAAAUUUAACAACGACAAAACAACUUAACGAUCCUUUGUCAUGGAUUUCAGCUCGAGUUCAUGCUUGGAUUUUGAGAUUUAUUUUUUCUUUCAUCUUUUAAGUUUGCUUUGUUUUUUUUUUUUGGGGGGGGGGGGGUAUCUCCGACUAACAUGUGGUGUCAUCCUUUGGUAGUAGUAACGAACGAAUUGAUAAUAUCUGGUCUGCGGCCUUUGGUGAAUAUUAUGUCCGGCUCCUUGGAACCGGGGGGCAAGAGAGGCGUAGUUGACAAGCGAUUUGUGGGAAGUCGAUUUUAGUUUGGUUUUACGAGAAUGAUUUAUAAGAGAUCUCUUGCGCUAAACUCGUAUUUCUUCUUCCCUUUAAGUACUCGUAAAACGUGCAACGGGACGCUUUCGUGAUCGGGUGGCGAGAAAGGGGACAGCUUUACGCCUUUUUUUUUGGUGGUCGGAACGUAACACAAAUCUACAAUUAGAUUAUUUUAAUUAAAAAAAAAUAUAUGACCGUUUCCCGCCAAAAAAAGAUGCUGACCAACCUUCACGCCGCAAAUAAGCACCUGUAUGUAACAUUUUCACCGCUGUAUCUGCAUACACGUUCGCGCGACUAAUAACGAGUUAGUGUAAAAUACAAUGCACGUAAAACAAAUGAUGUGACCAGAUAAUAAGACGCGGAAUUUGCUUUGGCGGUAUCUGUAGGAAUGCCUCCACUAGAGCUCAAAAUGUCACCUUCGCGUUAUUCCUGAGGUAACAUCGAGUUUAUUUUUUUCAUUUUACUUUCAAGACUUAACCUUGUUAUUAAUCGUGCGAAAUGACUUGACGGUGUUCGUCCCAAAGGGAAUUACGGUAUAAAAUACAUUGUUUUAAAAACAGAAAACGUUUUAUUUUACACGAGCAUGCAUGCCGCCCCAUUUACCGUUGUUAGUCAACAAGUCCAAUCUCGUGUUUUACUUUUGUCUUGCAGACACAAAUAAUUGUGGUGUUUAAAGCCAUGACUUCAUGUUCAAUCGAAUAAAAAAUUGUGAUCGGUGAAA
Molecule: messenger RNA, 2281 nt
Organism: Petromyzon marinus (sea lamprey)
Lineage: Eukaryota; Metazoa; Chordata; Hyperoartia; Petromyzontiformes; Petromyzontidae
Product: Blood plasma apolipoprotein LAL2
Source: RefSeq, a predicted model, not a curated record